AUGUCGGAAAUUCUCGAGAAGUUGGAAGAAGCACAUGUAGAACGUGUCAGCUCUUACGACGAGCAAAAAGGCACUCCUUCAGUUAACAAAGUCAACCUUGCCAACUGCAAUCACUGCACGACGUUUCCUAACAGGUGGUCGAGAUUCAGGUAUGCCAUCCGUGAACCAGCCGCCGAGUUUCUAGGCACGAUGAUCUUCGUGAUCUUCGGUACCGGUGUCAAUUGUCAAGUGUUUCUGUCAAUGAACCCGAACGUUGAAGCGGUCCCAAGAGGGGAUUUCCUUUCGCUCAACUUCGGCUGGGCUGCAGGGGUCGCACUUGGGGUGUGGAUCGCAGGAGGUAUAUCUGGAGGACACAUAAACCCUGCGGUCACGUUUACUCUGGCAGUUUUCCGGGGGUUCCCUUGGGAAAAGGUGCCAGUCUACAUCUUUGCCCAGCUAUUGGGCGGGUUUUGUGGUGCCGGUGUUGUCUAUGCCAACUACUUCCAUGCAAUAGACAUAGUAGAAGGCGGGCCCGGCAUCCGAACUAUCAGCGGUUCAGGGGAUCUUCUUGCUACAUAUGCCGCGGGCUUCCUGACCCCUUUCUUGGGCUCUGCGAUAUUGAUUAUUGGUAUACUCUGCGUCACUGACAAGAAUAAUGGACCGCCCCCACAGGGUCUCGUUCCUCUUGCCCUAUUCAUUGUGGUGCUUGGCAUUGGGGCCUCUCUCGGUAUGAACACGAGCUAUUCCCUGAAUCCUGCUCGAGAUUUAGGGCCGAGAUUCUUCACGGCAGCCGCAGGCUAUGGAAGCGCUGUGUUCACGUACCGCAAUCAGUAUUGGCUAUGGUGUAUUGUGCUUGGUCCAGUCAUCGGGAUGUUAUGUGGUGCAUUCAUCUAUGACACACUAGUUUUCCAAGGCGGCGAAAGCAUUAUGAAUAAACCCAACGCCCAGGUCAAAGAUCGCCACCUUCGGGCCUGCCCAGGACAAAGGGGAAAGCCGUCUGUAGGGAUGGAGAGUGCUUGA
This is a messenger RNA of Suillus clintonianus, 999 nucleotides long. Its product is annotated as major intrinsic protein superfamily membrane channel protein. The transcript has 9 exons. Lineage: Eukaryota; Fungi; Basidiomycota; Agaricomycetes; Boletales; Suillaceae. The record is from RefSeq and is a predicted model, not a curated record. Gene Ontology annotation, molecular function: glycerol channel activity; water channel activity. Gene Ontology annotation, biological process: water transport; glycerol transmembrane transport. The coding region runs from base 1 to 999 and encodes 332 amino acids. Gene Ontology annotation, cellular component: plasma membrane.